UCUCUGUGUUGCACGUGUUUGAUUUUACAUUUUUAAUAUUUCAAUUUCUGCGCGUCGUAAACGCACGCAAACGUUUUGAUAAUGGGUAAAUUCCGUUCAAAAUUGAAACGCCAUAACAAGGGCAAAACCUGGAGCAAGGGCCAGUCAGCCGUAUCGAAUCCUGACCAAAUGAAGCAUCGUCUUAAAGCGAAGUCUCGCUUCUUUCAGCCAAAUUUGAAUUUGGCAGCCGCAACAGGAUCAAGCUCAGCUAACGGUCUCACCACGGAAGCCGUGCACAAACAUGAACAGCGUUUGGCAUACAAUACGGAGACGACGACGGUCAACGAUGUGGCCGGUAGCCUCAAGUCCUUUACUUUGGAAGAUGAUGACGGCAUGUCCGGCUCAGGCACCGGUACUCUGCCGGGCACAUUCAAGACCUUUCAGACCUUCGCAUCCAACUACAGCAGCUGCAGCAAUGUUAGCUUUAAGAAGCUACUCACUGGCUUUCGGGCAUCCUCCGAUUUGCACAAGGAGAUGUUGGCGAUAUUAAGUGCUCUCACGGAAAUCAUACGCGAACGUGGCGGCAACGAAUCUUCCACCGAAUACUUUCUACUUUUAAUCAGCCAAAUUGAGGCCGCCACCGAGGAGCGCGACAUCAUCGCCGGCGUCGCGCUGCUUUCCAUGGGUAUAAAGUCUGUGCCGGCUCCGGUGUUGCGCAACCGAUUUGACCAAACAGCUGCCACAUUGCAACAGCUGCUGCAGCGCUUUAUUGAAUCCAGCAAUCAAUCUGUUAUACGCUAUGUGAUUGGCUGCUUAUCGGUGCUGCUUCGCGCCCAGGACUACGCCACAUGGACGUACAGCUCAACGUUCCAAUACUUUGAUGCACUGCUAUCCUUCAGCAUUCACUCCAGGCCCAAGAUUCGGAAGGCAGCACAGCAUGCCGUAGUUUCCAUAAUUCAUGGCAGCUGUUUCAUGUUGCCACCAAUGCCAGUUGAGAAUGAUGUUAAUGAUGCUGCGGAUGUUAAGAAGGAACAGGAGCAGCUGGCAUCGAAGAUUAAGCAUCAUCCGGCCAGCGGACGUGUGGCAAAAUUCUGUUUGGCUCAGUUUAAGCCCGAAGUGUUGGCAAAUGCACAAACGACUGUGCUGCAUACGCUGGCCUUGUUAAAGGACUCACUAGCUGGCUUUCGGGCCGAGGAUAUACGCAGUGUUUGCGAGCAUCUGUUGUCCAUAAUGACCGCUAGCAAUGUUCUGGUGCGCACCAAUUGCUUUCAGGCAUUGCAUGCUCUGUUUCUCACACGCACCGCCAAUCUGAAUGCAACGGUGUGCGCCAAGCUCCUUGCCGCCAUACACGAGUAUCGGCCGGAUCGCAGUGAUGUACGUCAAACGCUUGCCUGGAUCACAGUGCUCAAGGAGGGUCAUAUGCAUUUGGCCACACAACAGCUUGAUUUAUGCAUGCAAGCGUUGCCGCGACUUUUUGACGUCUUUACCGCCGACCUGUGGCUGUCAGAUCGCAGCGAGCUUGUCGUUGGAGUUUCCAAUUGCGUGAAAGAGUUACUACAAGAUUGCGUAUCGCGUGCAUGUGCCACAAAACAACUGGCCGAUAAUUAUCGCCAGUCGGUGGCCAAAAUUAUUGCCUCGCUUCAUAAGGUGCUUAAUGCACCCUUUGGUGAGAUUUCAAAGUAUGUUAUACUCAUAUUCUCAAUAGUCUUUGAAGCGUGCGGCAGUCAUUUUGGUGGCGAGCUGAUGCCCUCGUUGACAACAAUUGGUAAACGCUAUGAGAACCAGACAGCACUGCGGUUACAGAUUGAACAUACACUAAUUAGCGCUAUUAAGGCUCUUGGCCCGGAACUUGUGUUGAAGGCCUUACCGCUGAAUGAUGCCAGUGGCGGUGUAUGCAUCGAGAGAUCAUGGCUGUUGCCAUUGAUGCGUGAGGGUGCCAAUGGAGCCAGUCUACAGUUCUUUAAAGAGCACAUUGUUCCACUAGCAUUGAACAGUCAGGCAAAUUGGCGCAAAUUUUCAGUGGAAGAGAAGAACAACUCAAAGGCACACAUUUAUGAGCUGUUAAGCUGCCAGUUGUGGGGUCUAUUUCCAGGAUUCUGUCGACAUCCACGCGAUCCAGAAUAUUUGCGAAAACUGGCGCCUACCCUGGGUGAAGUCCUAGAGAAGAAUCCAGAGUUUCGUGCGGCCAUAUACGAUGGUCUGAUGGAACUGCUGGACGAUAGCCAGAGCAGCGAAUGUCAUGCCGCCAUUGGUCAAUAUGCCCGCAAUUUUCUGCCCCGCCUGUUCAACAUAUACACACAGAAGCCGACCGGCACCUAUGAGGCGGAUCUACGCAAGCGUGCCUUGGAUGUCAUACGUCUCUACAUUGCCCGUGCAUCCGCUGACGUACAAGCCCAGCUCUUUGAAAAUGCCCAGGAACUUUUGGCGGCCAGCGCAGUGGCGAGCUUUGAAUACGAUGCAUAUUUUGAUAUUAAUGCAGCCAUUGUGCGUGUGCAAAAGUGUCGCGGUAUUGAGGCCUAUUUCGAGAAGUACAUGGCGCCCGUUCUACGUAACGAUAAGUCCAAGUUAGUUUCCCGUGAUGAGCAGAAGUUAAAGAAGCAACAGCGCAAGACCUACGAGUUACUACGUGAGCUGAUGACUUCUGACCAAACUUCGUGUCAAAAGUUUACACGCAAAAACUGUAUUAUGCUACAGCAAAUACUUCUGGAGGCCUUUAGCACCACCUGUAGCGUCUGUCAGGCGUCACGUUUGCAUUGUCUUAAAUCGUUACUGGAUUGCCGGAAUAACCUAACGUUCAACGAUCAGCUGGUGAUGAAGGCCAUUCCGGAGGCAGUGCUUAAUUACAAAGAGUUCUCCACACGCAAGGAGCAGGUGGCUGAGCAGCUGAUCAAACUGAUUGUCAAUCUGUAUCAAGAGGCUGGCAAGAUUAAUGAGUUUGUGGACAUCUUGACUGCAGGCUUUACUGGAGACGAAUCGUUAAUUACCAACACGAUACUCGCAUUUCGUGCGGUUCUUCAGCAACAAGGUCAGCAUCUAACUGUGAGCACUUUGGAGUUUGUGCUGCAACAGGUUUCAGUCUUUCUGGUGCAAAAGUCACGGCAUCAGGCUGAGGCAGCCGUUGCAUUCCUCAUCACAUUCAUCAAGGUGAUGCCCAUACCGCUGGUAGCCAAUCAUCUCGAAACGAUUAUGCGUUCACUAUCGGCUAUGACGAAGGACACAAAGCGCUAUUGUCGCAUACAGAUUGGUUAUUUCCUAAAAAAGCUCUGCAAGCGCUUCACCACAGAGGAACUGGCACGCUUUGUGCCAGGAGACGAUGAAGUGACCCAUCGCCGGCUUAAAAAGAUACGUAAGCAAAUGCGUCGUGAUACGCGUAAAAAACAAAAUGAAGAGGCGCAAGCCGAAAGCUCCGAUGAUGAACUAGUGGGAGAUUUGGAGCAAAAGAGCUACACAAUCGAUGAUAUUUUGGCCGAUUCAGACUCAGACUUUCCCGAGGAUAUGGAAACAGAGGAUGGCGUUGCUACUACGAAACUUGGCAAGUCCAAAUCCAAGUCUAAGUCCAAGCAAUCACGCAGCACCUACAUUCGUGAGGAUGCCGACGAAAUUGUCGAUCUGGCAGAUCUCAAGUCCAUUGGCAAUGUUCUGACAAGCGGCUCUGGAGCAGCAGCAGCUCCUAGCAAGCAGUCGAAAUCAAAGCCACAACUGGCCAAUGGUGGAUUCAAGACUGCAGAUGAUGGUCGUCUCAUCAUUAGCGACAAGGCAUUGCGUGGACAAGGUAAAAAUGAUGAUGUCAAUAGUGAUUCAGACAGCGAUGAAUCCUCAGCUGAUAGCGGUCAUGAAAUGCGUGGUGGUGGUGGUGGUGGUAAUCCAAAGCGUGGCAUGGAAGAGGACUCCAGUGAUGAGGAAGAAAUCAAGCAAGCAAUCAGUAACAAACGCAAGCGCAAAGCCAGUGAUGCACUAAGUAUGCUCUCUGGCAAGAGUGGCACUAGCACACGAAAAGGUAUACAUCGACCUCUUGGCGGUAAAUCCUGUGAUGCUAUGUCCGUCAAAUCUGGCGGUGGAGGCUUUAACAAAGCCCCUGGCACUGAAUACAGUACCAAAAAGGCCAAGGGUGACAUGAAGCAGCGCGGUAAACUGGAUCCCUAUGCAUAUAUACCGCUCACACGGAAUACGCUUAACAAACGCAAACGCGCCAUGAACUCACGCAAGUUUAAGAACGUGGUGCGAGGCGCUGGUGCAGAUGAAACGACCACAGGGGGAACAGCUCGUAGAGGAGGCGGUGGACAGCGUGGACGUGUUGGCAAGAGCUACAAAUGAGCGGCAAUUUCCCGGAUCAUAAAGAUAACUUGGAUAUACUAGACUAGCAGUUUCUGUUAUUACAUAAAUACAUAAUGCCCUUAUAUGAAUACAUAUUUAAUCUUAUCAUACAUAUUCAGCUGAGAGUUUACUACCCUGUGCCAGGGAUAUAUUAACUUAAUGUAAAAAUAUGUAACAGACAGAAGAAGGCGUGGCAGACGGCAAAAUAAACCGAAUUACAAGAGAAUUUUUAAAG
This is a messenger RNA of Drosophila innubila, 4528 nucleotides long. Its product is annotated as RRP12-like protein. The transcript has 10 exons. Bases 82 to 4293 code for a protein of 1403 amino acids. Lineage: Eukaryota; Metazoa; Arthropoda; Insecta; Diptera; Drosophilidae. The record is from RefSeq and is a predicted model, not a curated record.